GAUAAACUGGACAAAGAAAGAAAUCAGACAGAGAUAGGCGGGCUAUUGGGUACAGAGCACCCAGUCACCCAGCUACCUGUGACGGAGCACCCAGAUGUUACAUCAGGAACACCGAUGCCAGGAGAGGCCCUGGUAACUGGAACGGGUGCCAGUCUGGUUGACUCUCCUGGACCUGAGCUGUUCCAUCCCGUGGCGGCAGCACCAGGUUGCCAACAGGCUGGGGUACCAGCGGGCCUACAGCUUUUGGGAGACGCCAUCUCCAAGUUUGGCUUGGACCUGUUCAAGGAGAUUUUACAGGAGACCAGCAAACCCAAUGUUAUCAUUUCCCCAUUGAGCAUUGUACUGGGACUUGCUCAACUCAGCCUGGGUGCUGUGAAUGAGACAGAGAAACAAAUUGAACGAUCCCUGCACCUCCUGUCUCUGAACUGCUCCCACUACACCCUGUGCUCUAGUAUCGAGGGCUUCCGCAAGUCCAUCCUGACUGUCGCCUCUGCCAUCUACGUUCAGAAAGGAAUUCACAUUAACCCCGACUUCAUCAAAGACUCAAUGAGGUUUUACAGCUCUGAGCCGCAGCUUCUGACUGGGGUCAAUACAAAGGACACAAAAGCAAUUAACUCGUGGGUGCAGGAGAAAACAGGCGGCAAAAUUAAAACAUUCUUCAACAAGCUGCCAAGUAACAUCAUUCUCUUGUUGCUGAAUGCCAUCCAUUUCAAAGGGUUAUGGCAGGUACAGUUUGAUCCUCUCGCAACCUCCAAUGACGUCUUUUACAAGGAGGAUGGGAGUUCUGUCCAGGUUGCAAUGAUGCAGCAUCCCAAAUACCCACUCAGUAGUUUCCACGACGAUGAUCUACAGAUUGACGUUGCCAGAUUAUCCUUCAAACAAAACAUGAGCUUUAUUGUUGUGAAACCGAUGGGGACGUGGAAACUCGACAACGUUGUGUCCAAACUGAACAUCACGGAUCUACUGGCCCGGAUUUUCAAGGCUCGUCCAAUGCCAGUCAAGAUCCCAAAACUCAACAUCAACUUUGAUGUUGAACUAAACCAAGCCUUGAAGAAACUUGGCCUUGGCAAACUGUUCUCGAACCCAGACCUGCGCAGGAUCUCGUCCAUGCCUCUGGUUGUGUCCAGUAUUCAGCACAAGGCAAUACUGGAGCUGAAAGAGGAGGGAGUACAGGCUGCUGCUAGCACAGGCAUUGCUGUCAAUCGCUCCUUCAUGAAGUGUACCAUCAACAGGCCAUUUUUCUUCAUCAUCCGCGAUGAUAUCUCCGGAAUCCCCAUCUUCCUUGGGACUAUCAAAGACCCAAAACCACAACUUCAGGCUGGAACCCAUGAGAAAUUGGUGGUGAAUCUUGAGAGAAUGAGGAAGGUAAAAGUGGUGACAAAUCCCAAGUGAGAUCUCAGCUGGGCUCUGUUGGUGGGAUCUGCUGGUAGCGUCUGGUGUCAGUCCAAUCUGGUGACAUCAGGUUGCAGAUUUUUUUUAAACAAAUGAAUAAACAAUAAUUCGCACUGUC
This is a messenger RNA of Rhincodon typus (whale shark), 1510 nucleotides long. It is a transcript of the gene serpinf2b, whose product is annotated as serpin peptidase inhibitor, clade F (alpha-2 antiplasmin, pigment epithelium derived factor), member 2b. The coding region runs from base 115 to 1392 and encodes 425 amino acids. The record is from RefSeq and is a predicted model, not a curated record. Gene Ontology annotation, biological process: negative regulation of endopeptidase activity. Gene Ontology annotation, molecular function: serine-type endopeptidase inhibitor activity. NCBI's taxonomy places the organism in Eukaryota, Metazoa, Chordata, Chondrichthyes, Orectolobiformes, Rhincodontidae. The transcript is spliced from 6 exons.